AUGGCCUGCCCUGAGGCAUUCUUUCUCCCUGACCCAUUCCACCAUAAUCUGUCUACAUUCAUGGCCUGCCUCAAGGCAUUCUUCCUCCCUGGUCCAGUCCACCAUAAUCUGCCAGAAUCUCUGCAUUCAUGGCCUGCAUUGAGAAUCUCUGCAUUCAUGGCCUGCCCUGAGGCAUUCUUCCUCCCCGACCCAUUCCACCAUAAUCUGUCUACAUUCAUGGCCUGCCUCAAGGCAUUCUUCCUCCCUGGUCCAGUCCACCAUAAUCUGCCAGAAUCUCUGCAUUCAUGGCCUGCAUUGAGGCAUUCUUCCUCCCUGGUCCAGUCCACCAUAAUCUGUCAGAAUGGCCUGCUUUGGAGGCAUUCUUCGUUAUUUCUUGGGAAGUCCAUCCAAGGCCAUGAAUUCCCAAUCAUGGCCCGCGCAGGGUUAUAUAAGGAUGUUGGGGGCGCCUAA
Molecule: messenger RNA, 450 nt
Organism: Coccidioides immitis RS
Lineage: Eukaryota; Fungi; Ascomycota; Eurotiomycetes; Onygenales; Onygenaceae
Exons: 2
Coding region: 1-450 (149 amino acids)
Source: RefSeq, a predicted model, not a curated record